This is a messenger RNA of Danaus chrysippus (African queen), 2457 nucleotides long. The record is from the annotation of a GenBank genome assembly. Lineage: Eukaryota; Metazoa; Arthropoda; Insecta; Lepidoptera; Nymphalidae.
UUGCGUGAACUUCAUCAACGAGAGAAGGAAUACAAAAAGACUGUUCUUAAUAAUUCUAAUAAAGGAACUCCAGAAGUUAUAUCAGAAAAAAUCAUUUACGAAAUAAAUACAAGCAAUGGAGUCUAUCAAGUGGAGCAUCCAAUAUCACUGCAGGUCAGUGGGCUUGAUAAACCAAAGAGAAAACGAGGCCGUCCACCAAAGAAACAGAAGACUGCCGAGGAGAUCACACAAGAAAUUCCCAAAACGGUAGAAGUAGAAGAUAAAACUGAUAAAGAUGACGAUGAACGUUCAGGGAAGAGGAGAAGAAAAACACCUACCAGGUUUAAGGAAGCUGUUCAGGGCAAGGAGCUGGAAAGAAUUUUCAUUGAAGAAGGCGUCAUAGAUGGUAAUGAGAGUGAUCACAACACAAAGGCUGAUAUUACACAGGAAAAUAAAUUACCAGUAAACAAAGAACCACAGGUUAUAGGGCAUUUAGAGGCAUCCGGGGAGCUUGUUGUGGUGGUGAAAGGCAAGGGAAGGGGUAGGCCUAAAGGUCGCACGCGUCAAACUCGCGAGCAAUGCGCUAUAUGUGGGCUGGAGUUUGCCGCGACUGGUCGCUACAUGUCCCACAUCGCUCAACACGGGCCGGUGCUGUACAAGUGUGACUGUGGUGAAACAUUCACUACCAAGUUACUGUUCUCCGAACAUCAGAACACAAGCGGUCACAGCGGGCGGACGGUGGUGCCGUGUAGAAACGAAGUUGAGGCUCAAAAAAAGUCCCAAAAGAAUGAAACCCCUUUGACUGAAUUGAUACCUGAGGCUGUAGAGGAUGUUGUUAAAGGAGACAUACAAAUACCUCAAGCAUUACCUGAUUUGAGUGAUCUGGACCCGCUGAAGUGUGAUGACCAAGUUAAGACUGAGAUGGUUAAAAAUGAACAAGAAAAACAUGAAAAUGAUUCACAGAAUAAUGAGUGUGAGACAGCUGAUGAAACUUUUGUGGAAGUACAAGACAGUAAGAAGGAGAAGGUCAAAAUAAAGUGCAACCACUGUGAUAAACUAUUUGGAACCCGGCAGAGCAAGUCCCUGCAUAUAAAGGCAGUCCACCUGGGUGAGAAGUCGUACGUGUGUCCGGAGUGCGGGUCCCGGUUCGCGUACCCUCGCUCGCUGGCCGUACACCGACAGGCUCACCGGCGGGCGCGGCCCUCCGCGGGGUACGCCUGCGACCUCUGCGGGAAGGUGUUGAACCACCCGUCGUCCGUGGUGUACCACAAGCAGGCGGAGCACGCGGCCCAGCGGUACGUGUGCGGCGCCUGCGGGAAACACUUCCGACACAAGCAGCUGCUGCAGAGACACCAGCUGGUACACUCGCAGGCCAGGCCCUUCUCUUGUAAGGUGUGUAACGCCACGUUCAAGACCAAAGCGAAUCUCCUCAACCAUCAGCUGCUACACUCCGGCGUGAAGAAGUUCUCUUGUGAAAUCUGCAAACAUAAAUUCGCACAUAAAACUAGUCUCACGUUACACAUGAGGUGGCAUACAGGUGUUAAGCCGUUCAGUUGCGGCGUGUGCGGUAAGAGUUUCAGUCAGAAGGGUAAUUUGUCUGAACACGAACGUAUCCACACCGGAGAGAAGCCGUACCAGUGUGCGUUGUGUCCUCGACGGUUCACGACCUCCUCCCAGCACCGCCUGCACGCCAGGAGACACGCAGAACGAACACACUGCUGCGGGAAAUGUGGGAAACGCAUGGCGUCUCGCAGCGUGUGGGCGGCACAUGUACGACGCGAUGACUGUACUUCACGACGAUUGUCACGACAGAAGGUGACCAAACAAAUAAGUUUAUUGGUAAACGACAAGAACCAUCAGCCGGUACAACUGGAUGACCCCAAGCUGACCGACGACAACACUGACGAGAGGGUCAUAUACGUGACCUACGAUACUGAGGACUCGGACUCCACCGCCUUCCAUAUACUGGACCCUGAACAGACUGCUGAUAUAGAACAGAACAAAGUGCUGACGACCUGCGAGCUGUACACGCGGCCGUCACUGCUGGUGUCGCAACAACUACAACAGAUACAGCUGGAGGCGGACUCGCAGCAGCUGGAGGAACACGAACAGCUGGAGCUGGACCUGGAGCACGAGCAGGUGAAGAUGGAGGACAACCAGCUGGAGAUAGAGGAGAUGGAGGAGAUAGAGGAGAUGGAAACGAGACCUGGAGUGGCAGGGGGACAGAGUAUACCGGUGACCGACGAGCGCGGUAACCCGCUACACUUCACUAUGGCUGACGGAACUAAACUAGCUAUCACAUCCGUGGACGGGAAGUCGCUGCAGGUGAUAACACAAGACGGCCAGACGAUACCGGUGGAAAUCAACGGAUACGACAACCAAGAUCAGGUGUCGAGCCCCAACACGGUGGUCCACCCGCUGCAGCUCCAGAAGUCUCCGCCGCCCGCGCCCGUCACUCACUACUUCACUAUCGUGUGA